AAACAUGGAUUCAACAUUUGUGUUGGAACUUUCGACUUUCUAGAAAACAGUGGAAAACAGGUAUCGUACUCAACAUCGAAACAUAUAUAAUGUUGGAGUUUCAUCUCUAUAGAAGUACUCUGUCUGGACUAGUAUACUAUAGUGUACAAAUUGGCCAAAAUAUAACAAUGCGUAGAAGUGACUAAAACUUACGAUCGUUAGUUACUAUUUACCUUUUUUCCAGAGGUAUACAUUUUAUGAUUUCAAUCAUAGUAGCAUAAAAGUGAGAACAUGAUACAUCUGCAAACACGUAUACUUUUACGCAUAUUGCGUGAAAGAAUUGGUGAAAUCAGAAAUUAUUGUUCUCGAGAUAGUUUUGAGAAAGUGUGCUUCGACCGUUAUGAAAACAAACGUUUUAAAUCGGCAAAUGACAUUUUUGGAGGUUGCACAAUCGCUGAAUUUAGUGACACGGAGAAAAAUACUCCUCCUGUAAAGAACAGUGUAAAUAAUGAAAAUAGUGCUGUCAAUGAUGAAGAGAAAGCGCUAUCAAAUGUGUUGAAUAUCUGGGAUGAUAAUGUUCCUAAAACUAAAUUCAAUAAGAAACCAAUAAAAUUAUUAAGUGAAAUCAAAAGUCCACAAGCUUUUACAUUGACAUACCAAAAGAUAGAUAAUGUUAAUAAUGGUUUACCAGGCCCUCUGGAUCUCUGCACUGAAGAUCUUUCUCAUGUUGGACCUUACAUGACUCCAACUUUCAAUUUUGCAAAAUUUGCUGAUAAAUCUGAUACAAUUCAAAAACUGGUUGAAUUAGGAGUGAAGUUAUACAAAUUAGAAGAAGACAAGGCUGUAGUAGAAAUGAUCAUGAGCUUAGAUUUUGAUAGAGACAUAAAACCAUAUAUAAGAUUUUUGAAUGAUUGUGGCGUGCAGGCAGAAAACCUUGGUCAUUUUAUCACUAAUUAUCCUAAAAUUUUCAAAGAGGAUAUGGACUCUCUUUAUACAAGAAUUAGAUAUUUAAGAGCUCAUCGUUUUACUCCUGAGAUGGUAGGAGUAAUAGUCAACAGAAAUCCUUUAUGGCUAUCGUUCUCAGUGAAAGAAAUAGACAGCAAAUUAAGUUAUUUUCAACAUAAUUUCAAACUGACAGGUUCUAACAUAAGAAAAUUAACUGUAAAACACCCUCGUCUUAUAACAUACAACAUGCAACAUAUAAGAGAAAAUACUUUCGCCGUAAAAGAGGAAAUGGGCUUUAGUAAAGAUGAAACAAAGCAUAUUUUGCUUACAGCACCUCGUGUGUGGACUUCUGCCAGGAGCAGGAUAGUAGACACUUUUGAUUAUGCUCAUAAUGAAAUGAAAUUAUCACAUGAGACUAUAUCUAAGCAACCACUGGUAUUAACGUGUAGAGCAAUAAGGCUCAAGCAACGGCAUAAAUUUCUAGAAGAAUUAAAGAGGAACCAGUACGAUCCUACAAAACCAUUGUAUGUGUCAUUAAUGGAUCUGAUUAAUGGCACUGACAUUGAAUUUUGUACAAAUGUAGCAAAAUCUUCUAUCCACUUGUAUAAUAUGUUUCUAAAGACAUUAUAAGUUGUAUAUUUCAAUAAAUAUGUACAUUGAUAA
This is a messenger RNA of Hylaeus anthracinus, 1587 nucleotides long. It is a transcript of the gene mTerf3, whose product is annotated as transcription termination factor 3, mitochondrial. Gene Ontology annotation, biological process: mitochondrial ribosome assembly; regulation of DNA-templated transcription. Gene Ontology annotation, molecular function: double-stranded DNA binding. Gene Ontology annotation, cellular component: mitochondrion. The transcript is spliced from 2 exons. The record is from RefSeq and is a predicted model, not a curated record. The coding region runs from base 271 to 1554 and encodes 427 amino acids. Lineage: Eukaryota; Metazoa; Arthropoda; Insecta; Hymenoptera; Colletidae.